CGUUAAUAACCUCGAUCCAAAUGUUUUACUGCUUCUCUCCUUUACUCUAGAAGUUACUUCCUUUUAAAUCUCUCUAUUUUUUAAAAUAAUCAUUAAAAGGGUUUAAAUUAAAAAAAAAUAUGUGUAAAUUACGUCCACUCGAAUGCUUACGAUGUUAAUGUUUACAGGAAAUGGAUCAUAAGUAAAAAAGGAUUCACGCCAUUUAUGUGGGUUUAAAUAGUGAAUAAUGUCUUCGCUAUUAAGGGUGUGAAUGCAUUAUAAGGCCAGAUGGGGUUGAGGGUUGCGGAUCGAUGGAGAAUUCUAUGAAAUUCUACGUUACGAAGUGUAAACGUUAUAGCCAAUAAAACUUAAAAGAAUCAGUUCACAAUGGAGUCAGAAGAAAUAAAUUCUUUACAAAGUGGUUUGGAAGAAUCUAAACCUCUAAAUGCCAACAUGAUGAUUAUAGAUUCUUCGACUAUCAAGCAAGCAGUCUCUCAAGUCGAUAUAAAUUUGGAAAAUGCAAUAGAGAGAAAUUGCAUGGUGGAAACUACCGACGGCUCGCUUCCGAUAACGUUAGUCGUUUCCGAAUCUCCUAUUUUAGAACAUAUUAAUGAAAAUGUAAAUUUAGGAGAUAGUUCUCAAGAAGGAUCGGUUAUUUCGGCAGUCAACAUGCAAGAUGGCGAAUCUACUGCCCAGUUUUUUAUCGAACAUAUUGCAGCAGAUGGUUCUCAAUUGCAAACAUCAGAAAGUGAAACAAUCCAGAUUGGCGUCAAUACUACAGCAAAUAACAAUGAGGAUGGCGUACCAAUCCUUUUACAUAUGACAGAAGAUACAAACGAGGACCAUCAAACAAAUCUGCAUAUUUCUGAAGCUGAUGGCAGCGAAAGCAUUUCGGUAACAACUAAUGCAGGUAAGCAUUUUAUCGCCACUAUAUUACUUUUGUCAUUGUAAGACGUACAAUGUACUAAAUAUCCAUGUUGCAACUUGACAAUAUCGUGAGGGAGUAAAUUUAUUUGUACUGAUCAAAUGAAAAUUUAUCUGUUAGGAAUAGAUUUGGAAAGUUGAUGAUGCCUGACAGACUCAUCAUGUACUAUUGAUUUAUAUACAGGACCUUCCAAAAAAGAAUGUUGCCAUUUUAAUUAUUGUAGUUAUGUUAAUUAUUAUCCAAGAACAUUGUGAUGCGUAUUAAUUAAAACAUUGCAAAACUAGUCAAGUUUCACAUUUGCCCAUUACAAUUUCUCAAUGUGUGCAUCUCAUCACAUGGCAUCCAUCUGACCAAUACUCAAAUUCUUCCCAUGCUUGCUCAGCACAUUCUUUGUCACUCCUCCCAUAGCAGCCAUAAUUCUAUGGGUUCUGCAACUCUUACGGAUUAUUCAUAUGUGCACAAUGAUGAAUGUUCCUUCUUUGUUGCACCGUUGCUAAUUUCAUUUAUGGUGCUUGCUAGAAGUAGCAGUCACCAAGACAUUUGAAUGCAGAUGGGAGACAAAACUCAGAUGGUUACUGUAUCAACUGGUGUAUAUUGUCUGUUUCUUGGAUAAUAAUUAAUAUUGCUACCGUUUUAAAUUACUGCAAUUUUAAUUUUAAGUCCCUGUGUAUUUAGAGUUUCAAAUGUUAUCCAUUAAGUCUCUAGCAAAUAAAUGUUCAAAAUUUAUGUUUUAUUAUGAUCAUAAUUUAUGUGGGAGUUAUACUCUGCAAGUGUGUGCAUAAAAAAAAAUUCAGUGUGUUAGUACAGUAGGCAGGAUGUAACAUAAUUUUAACACAAUAAUAAAUAUUUAGGUAUCU
Messenger RNA from Centruroides sculpturatus (bark scorpion), 1761 nucleotides. RefSeq lists its product as uncharacterized. Bases 367 to 930 code for a protein of 187 amino acids. NCBI's taxonomy places the organism in Eukaryota, Metazoa, Arthropoda, Arachnida, Scorpiones, Buthidae. The transcript is spliced from 3 exons. The record is from RefSeq and is a predicted model, not a curated record.